AUGGUUAGUAGUGGUGCCGGUUCUCCGUGUGGCGCAUGCAAGUUCCUCCGCCGGAGGUGCGUUCCCGGCUGCGUGUUCGUGCCGUACUUUUGCUCCGACGAUGGUCCGGCCAUUUUCGCGGCCAUCCACAAGGUGUUCGGGGCUAGCAACGUCUCGAAAUUGUUGCUCCAGCUCCCGGUCCAGCAGCGCUUCCCCGCCGUGUUUUCCAUCGGCAUCGAAGCUCAAGCAAGAAUGGAAGACCCCAUUUAUGGCUGCGUCUCCCACAUCAUUGCUCUCCAACAACAGGUGUUGAACCUGCGAGCGCAAGUGAUGGAAGCAAGAGCUCUGCAGGCACAGUACUUGCUGAAUUCAAUGAACGCCCCUACGAUGGUGGGAGGGCAGGCGCCGUUUCCGGCCGCUGAUCUGAACGCGACAAACCCCAGCACCGUUGAUGGAGGGUUUUGGGCACUGGAGAUGGAAGCGGUCCGGUUUCCGGCUGAAGAGAGUAGCAUGCAGAGAGCUUCACCAUCGGACGUGGAUGAACUCCAAGCUUUAGCACUUAGAAUGACCAAACCCGAGCCUAGGUUCUAG
This is a messenger RNA of Ipomoea triloba (trilobed morning glory), 570 nucleotides long. Its product is annotated as LOB domain-containing protein CRL1-like. The coding region runs from base 1 to 570 and encodes 189 amino acids. Gene Ontology annotation, biological process: positive regulation of DNA-templated transcription; hormone-mediated signaling pathway. NCBI's taxonomy places the organism in Eukaryota, Viridiplantae, Streptophyta, Magnoliopsida, Solanales, Convolvulaceae. The transcript has 2 exons. The record is from RefSeq and is a predicted model, not a curated record. Gene Ontology annotation, cellular component: nucleus.